UUUUAGGUUUUACUCUAGAAAAUAUCACGCCGCCGGCCGUUCCACAUAUUGGAUGAUUUCGACCACCCCCAUUGUUACGGUGGUGGUUUUCUUGAUUCAAACAGAGGUUGGUUUUCUUGAUUCCAUAACCAGUGAAACCCUAAAGGAUCCUUCCCGUUACUUGAAUCAUCUUCCAAUUUCUGCGUCGUCUCCCAAAUCCCGAAUUGAUCCUUCGUCGUCGCUGCUUGAAUCAUCUAGGAUCCACGCCAUACAAAAUCUCAGUUUGGCUACCCUUGACUUGGGGUUGCAUAGUAAGUAUGUUCGUAUUGCUUUAGAAGGGCAGCCUACUAUUGUCGUUGAUGAUUUAUUUGUUAUGGAUCACUUCAUUCUAAACGCGCAGACACGAAGGCUUAGCCUUUUAUGUGGUUUUUCAAUGCCUCAGCCAAGGUGCGCCUCAAAUCGCCUUUUAAACCAUGAAUGCAGGUUCAACUGUCAUUUGGCUGGAUGAUCAUUUAAAAACAAUGAUCAGUUGGAAGCAGCAAUCAAGCUUGACUCAAUUAUCACUGUAAGUAUGUUGUUCCAAACUUCCAAUGCAAGGUUCAUAAGAAGAGAAUUGGUAUAUGGUCUGUGGUCGAAAAAGAAGAAGGUGAAUGGCUGAUGCAGAUGGCAGUGGUAUGCCUGUAAAGUCAACUUCUGUUUUUGAUGAUGAUAAGUUAGAGGUGAAACCAAUGUAAAGUCAACUUCUGUUCUGAUGAUAAUAAGUUAGAGGUGAAACCAAUGGCUGUUUUAGUCCUUAAACAUGUUUUUUUAAAUAUGGAAUGUAUAAUCUUAGAAUUAGCUUUUGAA
Molecule: messenger RNA, 825 nt
Organism: Helianthus annuus (common sunflower)
Lineage: Eukaryota; Viridiplantae; Streptophyta; Magnoliopsida; Asterales; Asteraceae
Exons: 3
Coding region: 53-487 (144 amino acids)
Source: RefSeq, a predicted model, not a curated record